CUGUAAUGGUUCUAAAGCUGUAGUCGCCGCGCUGAGAGGCGGUUGAGGAGGACUUCCCCCGGUGCGUCUUCCGUGAACCAACUCUGACUCAGCGCCUCUGAGACGACACGAUUGUGUCAGAUAAUGGCGUGAGUUUCCCACAGCCGAAGCACGUCGGGGUUUUGGUUCAGAUCUUCGCUCUGAGAGUUUGGAGCACGUUUUCUGGCUUCGGGCUGCGAAGCGCUCAUUAGGAAGUUACGGAACUGCCCGCUGUAAAAAGUGAAGAACGACAAAACGUCAAGUCAAGGUCUAGGUUUCUGUUAUGCAAAUGUUGUAGGUCUGUACUAAUACUACUUCUAAUCUUGCAGGUAUUUAUUUUCAUUUAGUUUACUCUUAUUUUCGAUUAUAUUGAUGUUGUUCGUGUCAGCUGUGACCUUAUUAUGCUUAUAUAUAUAUUGUUUUCUUUUUUUUUAUUUUCAACAACUAUAAAAAAUAUUCAAAGCUUAAUGUUAAUCAAAUUUAGCUGCUGCUUUACGCAUAAAUGAUACACUUAAUAUACACAAUAUAAAUAUCACAUUAUUUAUUUAUUUUAUUUAUUGGGCGGUCGACAUUUUUUACAGCGUGGAGCCAGCCACUUCUCGUAGUCAUUAGUACAUACCAUAAUCACAUCCUUUAUUACCGCUCAGGGUGUUGAUCAACUACUCGUACUUUCCUUUCCUUCGAUAAACUCAGUGGCUGCACCAGUUCGGCGCGUGAGGGAAUCCCGGCUGUUGACUGGACAAUACCGGUUUUACCACGUCACACCGCAUCCUUAUAUAAAUCAGCCUGACAGCGAGGCGCUGCUUCAAAUCACAGCGGACGACUGCAGCGUACAGCACGUCGCUGUAUCAGAUCAGAAGAUGAUGGACAGGUCACAGACAAGUGAAAAUGUUCCCACAGAUGACUUCAAACCUCCCAGACUCUAUCCGUCACUGCCAUGCAUAGACAGGUAUGACGUCUAUCAGCCCAGGAAGCUCCAAGCAUCCCUGGGGUCUCAGCCUGAGGGUCCACAGGAAGACGCGCAGUCUGACGGCGGUCACAUCAAAAUGAGAGCGCGGAUGCUUAUCUUAGAGGAGCAGAGGCAGGAGCUCCUUUCUAUUAAUGAGAGGUGGGCGAAGGAGUACAGAACCAUGGUGCAGUACUACAAGCAGAAGGUUCGUGACUUAAAGGCAUUACUGCACCAAAGCCACGGUUCCCCUGGAGACGAGCUGCGUAAGGUUGAAAGACUGACCUUGAAUUUUAAUGACAAACUACAAUUCAACGCUGCUAAAGAGACAAAAUGGGCUGAGGACGCUGACGCUGAAUUACUGAAGGCAAGAGAGGAGGCGAGGGCGCUGCGGGCGCAGAACAGCAGCCUGACCCGUAGAGGGCAGCACCAGCAAGAGGAGAUCCAGAGACUGAACAAGGCCCUGAAGGAGGCGCUGCUGACGGCUCAGCCUCUCGGCUGCAGUGAGACACUACAAGACCUAUGGAAGCAUCAGGCCGAGGUUUAUAAGGAAGACUUCCUGAAAGAGCGGAAGGACAGGGAGAAGCUGAAGGGCAAAUACCUGGAGCUGAAGAGCAGGUUCAUCAAAGUCCACAACGAGCUCUGCGUUUUCAAGCCUCAGGCGACACCGCAGCAGCCUCGCGCCCAGCGGCAGCGGCACCACCCCGGCGGCGAGCAGUGAGCCUCAGGGGCCCCCCCAUGCACUUCAUGAAGCGGCCGGACCAGAACCUGGAUCAGAACCCUUCCCAGUGGGAGAGGGAGGAUUCUGCCGCUGCACAGCCCCAACACUAGUGACUGGAGUAUUUGCCAAAAGGUGCAACAGGAACGCAGGAUUUUCCAGUUUCCACCUGUGUCAGCAUUGUUCCCGGAGCAGAAGGAAGUUCAGAGGAGGAAUAAAGCGCACAUCUGCAUACGUAAAGAGGAAAUGUGACGUCGCACUUUUAAGAACCGGGCUGCGUUUCUGAUUUAUUGGGCAGCGCUGCUGCUGUUUAUAGGUCUCAGGGGAGCUGCAGAUAAUCACUCAGUAUUGGCUCGUUUGCACAUGAGGCCUCUGACAGAGGAGAGACGAUGGAUAAAAGGGUUAGGAACAUAUAUGACAAUAUAUUUAUGUUUGAAGGUAUUUGUUAUUAGUAUUGCACAUCUUUAUCUUGAAUGCUGUUUAUUUAUAAGGCAGAAUAAACUAUUGUUUGUA
Messenger RNA from Betta splendens (Siamese fighting fish), 2195 nucleotides. RefSeq names its product TNFAIP3-interacting protein 1-like. The record is from RefSeq and is a predicted model, not a curated record. The coding region runs from base 879 to 1685 and encodes 268 amino acids. The transcript is spliced from 10 exons. Gene Ontology annotation, biological process: regulation of transcription by RNA polymerase II; cellular response to lipopolysaccharide. NCBI's taxonomy places the organism in Eukaryota, Metazoa, Chordata, Actinopteri, Anabantiformes, Osphronemidae.